This is a messenger RNA of Lodderomyces orthopsilosis Co 90-125, 1629 nucleotides long. RefSeq names its product sugar porter family MFS transporter. The record is from RefSeq and is a predicted model, not a curated record. Bases 1 to 1629 code for a protein of 542 amino acids. NCBI's taxonomy places the organism in Eukaryota, Fungi, Ascomycota, Pichiomycetes, Serinales, Debaryomycetaceae. The transcript has a single exon. Gene Ontology annotation, biological process: transmembrane transport; carbohydrate transport. Gene Ontology annotation, cellular component: membrane. Gene Ontology annotation, molecular function: carbohydrate:proton symporter activity.
AUGCCAUCGAAAUUAGAACAUACCAUUUCAAAUUCAGCUUUGGCAAUAAGCCAAAAACUAGAUUCUCUCCCUAAGAUUUACAAUGUUUACUUCAUUGCCAGUAUUUCAACUGUCGCAGGUCUAAUGUUUGGUUUUGACAUUUCUUCAAUGUCUGCAUUUAUUGGCACAAAUCCAUAUAGACACUUUUUCAACUAUCCAAGUUCCACUAUUCAAGGCUUCAUCACCGCUUCCAUGGCUUUAGGUUCAUUUUUUGGUUCUAUUUUCUCAGCUUCUGUCUCUGAACCAUUCGGAAGAAGAUUAUCGCUCUUAAUAUGUUCAUUCUUCUGGGUUAUUGGUGCUGCUAUUCAAUCUUCGUCACAAAAUCGAGCUCAGUUAAUCAUUGGUAGGAUUAUUGCUGGUUGGGGUGUUGGAUUUGGCUCAUCAGUAGCACCCAUUUACGGUGCUGAAAUUUCACCAAGAAAUAGAAGAGGUAGUAUCAAUGGGUUUUUUCAAUUGAGCUUAACCAUCGGUAUCAUGAUUAUGUUUUACAUUUCCUUUGGAUUAGGCAAAAUACAUGGCAUUGCUAGUUUUAGAAUUGCUUGGGGAUUACAGAUUGUUCCAGGAUUAAUUUUGGCAUUUGGUUGUUUAUUUAUCCCGGAAUCUCCUCGGUGGUUGGCUAAACAAGGAAAAUGGGAACAAGCUGAAUAUAUUGUGGCCCAAAUUCAAGCAAAGGGAAACACCGAGGAUCCUGAAGUAUUGAUUGAAAUUGCUGAAAUUAAAGAGCAGUUAGUGGUUGAGGAGUCUGCCAAGUCAGUCAGUUAUGCUACUUUAUUUAAGAAAAAGUAUUAUUUAAGAACUAUCACUGCUUUGUUUUCCCAAAUUUGGCAACAAUUGACAGGUAUGAAUGUGUUGAUGUACUACAUUGUUUACAUUUUUGAAAUGGCGGGUUAUUCAGGAAAUACUAAUUUAAUUGCCUCCUCAAUCCAGUAUGUGUUGAAUGUUGUUUGCUCAAUCCCAGCUUUGAUAUUGUUUGACAAAUGGGGUAGGCGUCCAGUUUUAAUUGCUGGUGGAAUUUUAAUGACUACCUUCCAAUUUGGAUUGGCUGGAAUAUUAGGGGCAUAUUCAAAACCUUGGACUGAUUCUGGAAAUGAUACAGUUACCAUCAGAAUCCCUGAUACUCAAAAAGCGGCCUCAAGAGGGGCAAUUGCAUGCUCAUAUUUGUUUGUAUGUUCUUAUGCCAUGACUUGGGGUGUGGGAAUUUGGAUUUAUUGUUCUGAACUUUGGGGGGAUAAUAGAAUAUCACAAAGAGGUAAUUCCUUAUCUACAGCAGCCAAUUGGAUUAUCAAUUUUGCCAUUGGAAUGUAUACACCAUCAGGGUUCAAAAACAUUAGUUGGAGAACUUAUAUUAUAUAUGGGGUAUUUUGUGUUGCAAUGUCGCUCCAUGUUUACUUUGGCUUCCCAGAAACUAGGAACAAGAGAUUGGAGGAGAUUGGUCAAAUUUGGGCAGAGAAGGUUCCUGCUUGGAAAUCAGCAUCUUGGCAGCCUACAAUUCCAAUUGCUUCCCACUCAGAAAUGGGAAGAAAAUUGAGUGUUGAGUAUAAGGAAAAUGUUGAGGAACAGUCUGAGAAAGUGGAAACUCACUCUGCUUGA